Cavenderia fasciculata is the source of this 117-nucleotide messenger RNA. RefSeq lists its product as uncharacterized. The record is from RefSeq and is a predicted model, not a curated record. Bases 1 to 117 code for a protein of 38 amino acids. Lineage: Eukaryota; Evosea; Eumycetozoa; Acytosteliales; Cavenderiaceae. The transcript is spliced from 2 exons.
AUGCAAUCCUAUACUCCAACAACAAGCGGUAGACGCAAAAAUACAGUUACCUUUCAAAAACCUACUACAUCAUUGGCUCCAGGUGUAGAUUUUCCAAAAACAUCAUUUUAUUUUUAG